AUGCAAUCUCCGAGUCUGCCAACACCAGACAAGAAUGAUUGGAGAGAAUCUAUCAAAAAUGAGAUGUCUCAGUUACACAAAGGAGGGCGGCUCAAAAUGUUAAAAGAUUACAGUAUGAUGUUUGAAGAAUUAUACAGGCGCCUAUCGGGAGGAAUCUUAGCUCGCUGCAUAGAUGAAGGAGAGGCUCAAAGAAGGCUGAAAGAGAUACAUGGGACCAUUUGUGGAGUUGAGCAUGUUGUCAGUUUGUACAGAAGGUUGGAACGCAAAGGUUACUACUGGUCAAGUAUGAAGCAACAGGUCGCUGAGAUGCAAUCUUCAUGCCACAAGUGCUCUAUAUUAAUGCCGUCAGAACAUGAAGGCAUUACGGCAACAAUGACAAAAGACAGGAGAUCACCGUACUUGGAGUACCUCAUUUGCAAAACACUGCCGGAAGAUCGUAAGCAUGCAUACAAGAUCAAGAAAAUAGCAAAGAGGUACUUUGUGGAUGGGACAUACUAUACAGAAAAUGGUUCAAUGCAACAGAAUCUUUCACUAAGUGGGUUGAGGCAAUUCCGCUUCAAGGCAACAGGAGAAGCAAUUUCAAACUUCAUCAGGGAGUAUAUCUUCUGCAGAUUCGGGAUCCCUUACAAGAUUGUUACAGACAAUGGGACUCCUUUUGUCAACCAAAAAGUGAGCAUAACACUCAAAGGGUACGAAAUCAAGCACAAGAGAUCAACGCCAUAUUACCCCCAAGGGAAUGGCCAAGCUGAAGCUACAAAUAAAACUCUCAUCAGAAUGUUGAGCAAAAUGGUGCAUGAAUACAAAGGAGGAUGGAGUACUCAUUUACCUGACGUUUUAUGGGCCUAUCGCACUUCUCCAAGGAGUGCCACCGGAUUCUCUCCAUAUUCCUUGGUUUACGGAUCCGAAGCAGUUUUACUUGUAGAGAUCAUGAUCCUGUUAGCAAGAGUGCUAGCUGUUAAUGAUCUGGAAUGGGAUGCUGAAUCUUGUGCUAAAUGGAGGACGAUGGAUCUUGAAGCAACGGAUGAGAGAAAGAGACAAGCAGAAGUCAAAGCGGAAGCAUACCGACAGACAAUGACCAAGGCCUACAACAGAACAAUCAAGGAAAGAAGCUUCAAGGAAUGA
Messenger RNA from Fragaria vesca subsp. vesca, 1122 nucleotides. RefSeq lists its product as uncharacterized. The transcript is spliced from 2 exons. NCBI's taxonomy places the organism in Eukaryota, Viridiplantae, Streptophyta, Magnoliopsida, Rosales, Rosaceae. The record is from RefSeq and is a predicted model, not a curated record. The coding region runs from base 1 to 1122 and encodes 373 amino acids.